Trichoderma aggressivum f. europaeum is the source of this 1329-nucleotide messenger RNA. RefSeq lists its product as uncharacterized. NCBI's taxonomy places the organism in Eukaryota, Fungi, Ascomycota, Sordariomycetes, Hypocreales, Hypocreaceae. Gene Ontology annotation, molecular function: catalytic activity. Bases 1 to 1329 code for a protein of 442 amino acids. The record is from RefSeq and is a predicted model, not a curated record. The transcript is spliced from 3 exons.
AUGGGCAGCGACGACGCAUACUUGCUUACGGCAACCCAAGCUCUCGCCAGGAUUCGCGCUGGCGAGCUGACGAUUGAGGGUUAUGCACGCUCACUGCUUCGGCGCAUAGAUGUCCGUGAUGCCGACGUCGGAGCCUGGGCGUAUCUCGAUAGGGAUUACGUCCUCCAGCAGGCGAGGGCUCUGGAUAAAGUGCCGAUGCAAGACAGAGGCCCUCUUCAUGGAAUGCCGGUUGCCGUCAAGGAUGUCAUUUACACAAAGGAUAUGCCGACAGCUCACAACUCGCCCAUUUACAAGGGCGACUUUCCGAAGCUCGACGCGGCAUCCAUUAUCCUCCUCCGCCACGCCGGCGUGUUGUUUCUCGGCAAAACUACAACGGCCGAGUUCGCCGCCUCGUAUACCGGACCGGCCUCGACACGCAACCCGCACAACCCGUCCCGCACCCCAGGCGGCUCCUCUUCCGGCUCCGGAGCCGCCGUUGGAGACUUGCAAGCCCCGGUCGCGCUCGGCACCCAGACCGGCGGGUCCACCAUCCGCCCUGGCUCUUUCAAUGGCGUUUAUUCAAUCAAGCCCACUUGGAACGCCGUUUCCCGCGAGGGUCUGAAGAUUUCCUCGCUGAUGUUGGACACCAUUGGCAUUUUCGCCCGCGGCGUCGAUGACCUAGACCUCGUCGCCGAUGCGUUCGCGCUGCAUGACGACGAGCCCAGUGACUUUGACGGCAUCAAAGGCGCGCGCUUUGCUCUAUGCAAGACGGUUGUCUGGCCAAUCGCAGGAGAAGGCACUCGCAAUGCGAUUGCCCGCGCUGUCGACAUCCUUCGUGCUCAUGGCGCCGAGGUAGAAGAGGUCGAUCUGCCGACUGAGUUUGACAAUCUGCCUCGUUGGCACAACGUCGUCCUCCAGACCGAAGGGGAGACCUUUUUCCUUCCCGAGCACCGCACUGCCAAGGACCAACUUUCGCCGCAGCUGGUCGGUUAUGUAGAGCGAAAGGCUGGCUACGACCGCCGUGAGCAGCUCAAGGCCUUUGAUGGCAUCGCUGCGUUGCGGCCCAAGAUUGAUGAGAUUGCCGGCAAAUACACUGCUAUUUUGACCCCUAGCGUCGUCGACGAAGCUCCCGAAGGGCUCGAGUGGACGGGCGACUCGGCGUUUUGCUCCGGCUGGUCCGCGUUGCAUACCCCGGUGAUCAACAUUCCGGGUUUUCAAGGACACUCUGGCAUGCCGAUAGGCGUCUCGCUUGUGGCCGCGAGAUAUCGUGACCGCCAUCUUCUCAAGGUGGCGAAGGAAGUGGGUAAGCUUUUCGAGGCAGAAGGCGGAUGGAAGCGAAACCUGUAUUAA